AAAAUUUCAAAAAACAACUGUAGUUAAGGUUAGCUUCCCAAGGCUUCUCCAGCUAUAUAUAUAUAUAUGUAUCCCCUGCUUAAACCCAUCUCACACCAAAACACAAAAGCUCUCAUCUCCUCUAGUUUUCAAUCUUAUUAGAAUUUAGACACACACACACCCCCAACCCCUUUUAUUUGUAACACCCAAACUCAAAUGGGUCAAAACUCAAGCCUCACCAUCGUCGUGGCGACUGUUCUGCUGAUGUCCAUGGUCGGUUCUGCUUACUCAGGCAACUUCUUCAACGAGUUCGACCUCACGUGGGGUGACCACAGGGGUAAAAUCUUCAACGGAGGAAAUAUGUUGUCUUUGUCACUGGACCGGGUUUCCGGGUCAGGUUUCAAAUCCAAGAAAGAGUAUUUGUUCGGUCGGAUCGAUAUGCAGCUCAAACUCGUCGCCGGAAACUCCGCCGGCACCGUCACCGCUUACUACAAGUUGUCGUCACAAGGAGCAACACAUGAUGAGAUAGAUUUUGAGUUUCUUGGGAAUGAGACAGGGAAGCCUUAUGUUCUUCACACCAAUGUCUUUGCUCAAGGGAAAGGAAACAGAGAGCAACAGUUUUAUCUCUGGUUCGAUCCAACCAAGAACUUUCACACUUACUCCAUUGUCUGGAGACCCCAACACAUCAUAUUCUUGGUCGACAAUUUACCCAUUAGAGUGUUCAACAAUGCAGAGAAGCUAGGUGCUCCUUUCCCAAAGAGCCAACCCAUGAGGAUUUACUCGAGCCUGUGGAAUGCAGAUGAUUGGGCCACGAGAGGUGGCUUGGUCAAGACUGACUGGUCUAAGGCUCCUUUCACAGCUUACUACAGAGGAUUCAACGCUGCGGCUUGCACCGUCUCUUCAGGAUGUGACCCUAAAUUCAAGCGUUCUUUUGGUGAUGGUAAAUUGCAGGUAGCGAACGAGCUCAAUGCUUAUGGCAGGAGGAGACUCAGAUGGGUUCAGAAGUACUUCAUGAUCUACAAUUAUUGCUCUGAUCUCAAAAGGUUCCCUCGUGGAUUCCCACCAGAAUGCAAGAAGUCCAGAGUCUGAUGCUUGAUGCAAUUCCCUCCAUGAUUCUAUGUUUGUUUGAUGCAAUUCUUAGAUUGGUUUCUUUUAUCUGUUAUUCCAUUGUACAUUCUCAAGUUCAAAUAAAGCUCUUUCCAGCUA
Camelina sativa (false flax) is the source of this 1185-nucleotide messenger RNA. RefSeq names its product xyloglucan endotransglucosylase/hydrolase protein 15. Lineage: Eukaryota; Viridiplantae; Streptophyta; Magnoliopsida; Brassicales; Brassicaceae. The record is from RefSeq and is a predicted model, not a curated record. Gene Ontology annotation, molecular function: hydrolase activity, hydrolyzing O-glycosyl compounds; xyloglucan:xyloglucosyl transferase activity. Gene Ontology annotation, cellular component: cell wall; apoplast. Gene Ontology annotation, biological process: xyloglucan metabolic process; cell wall biogenesis.